CCCAAGAGCGUCAGUUUAUGUGGGUUACAUCUAUCGAUAGCAUGGAUAAAGACAGCCAGGAUGUCCACCAGCUGCUGAACGAACUGAGGACCAAAUUUGUGGAGACGCACAAGAUGAUCAAAACCAUGCAAGGCAUCAACCUGAGUCCCGAACAGCAGCAACAGCAGCUUCAGCAUCUCCGGGAACAAGUGAAGACCAAGAACAAGCUGUUGCAGAAAUAUAAAAGCCUCUGUAUGUUCGAAAUCCCCAAGGAGUAAUGGGGUAUCCCUCUGCGAACAGGACGGUUCCGCUAAAGCAGUGUUUCUCAGCCUUGGCCACUUUGAGAUGGGUGGACUUCCACUCCCAGAAUUCCCCAGCCAA
Molecule: messenger RNA, 360 nt
Organism: Python bivittatus (Burmese python)
Lineage: Eukaryota; Metazoa; Chordata; Lepidosauria; Squamata; Pythonidae
Source: RefSeq, a predicted model, not a curated record